AUGGCAAGCACAAACGGUGCCUCUACCGCCCCCGAGCAAUCGGGUGGUCCCCAGAGCAACCUUGGCAAGGAUGAAGUCGCCUGGUUCUUCGUCGAGCAAUACUACACCACACUCAGCAAGACACCUGAGAAGCUUCACCUCUUCUACAGCAAGCGAUCUCAAUUUGUCUACGGCCAGGAAGCUGAGGUUGCCGAUGUCUCUGUCGGCAGACAGAACAUUCAAGAACGCAUCAAGAGUCUCGACCUCUCGGACAGCUGCAGCAAGGUCCGCAUCUCCAACGUCGACUCGCAGACUUCGUACGACAACAUUGUUAUUCAAGUCAUUGGCGAGACCUCCAAUAAGAUUGGCGAUGACCCCAAGAAAUUCGUCCAGACUUUCGUCCUAGCCCAGCAGCCGUCAGGUUACUUUGUCUUGAACGAUAUCCUUCGUUAUCUCGACGAGGAUACUGAAGAGGACCAGGGUGAGGCCGCUGCCCAAGAGCCCGCCGUGGAGACUUCGGCUCCCGCCCCUGCCACUUCGGCUCCCACCACCGAGGAGGCACACGAAGAGCCUGUGGCUAAGGCUGAGUCUGUUGUUGAGGAAGCUGCCCCUGCCACAGCUGCUCUUGAUGCUGGCGCUAUUGACGACAGGCUCGAGCAAGUUGCUCGCAAUGACACAGCCUCCGUCAACGGCGACGCUGCCACCGAGGCUCCCACUGAGCCAGCUGCCACUGUCGACGCAGAGGAGACUGCCCGUCAGAUCGAAGAGGAGGACACCAAGGAGCCCGAGAAGCCUACUGACCCAAGCCCGACUCCUGUUGCUGCCCGUCAACCCCCGGCUCCUCAAGCUGCUGCUCCCGCUCAGCCGCCGAAGCCCAUGACCUGGGCAAGCCGCGCUGCCGCUGCUGCCGGUCCCCCUCGACCCGUCGUCCCCCUUGCCAAGACAGCAACUCCCGCCGCUCCCGCUACCCAACAACGACCGGCUGCUCCAGCAGCCCCUGCGGCCUCGAAGCCUGCCGCUUCCACUACCCAGCCCACCGAGACACCCUCAGCAGCCGUCACUACUGCUAAGGAUGAGUGGCAGACAGCUGGCAGUGACUCGAAACGACACAACCGCCCUCAGUCCAUCUCGGGCCCCCAAGGAGAUAAGGAUGGCGUCUUGGGCUACGUGAAGUACGUCACAGAGAAGGUCCAGCAGGAUGACUUGAAAACGACACUCAGCCAAUAUGGUGAGGUCACAUAUCUUGACAUCAAUCGCACCAAGAGCUGCGCCUUUGUUGAAUUUGCAACCCCAGCCGGCUACCAGGCUGCUGUUGCUGCCAACCCCCAUGUGGUGAACGGCGAGAACAUCACCGUUGAGCCCCGCCGACCCAAGGCUCAGGCUUACGGUGGUGGCAACUUUGGUGCUGGACGAGGAAACGUUGCCAACCGAGGUGGGCGAGGUGGUUUUGAUGGAGGCCGAUCCGGAGGCCAGGGCGGCAGAGGCAACUUUGGACAGAACCGCGGACGAGGUGGCGUCCGCGGCCGCGGCGGUGCACAGGCUUCAGCCUAA
Molecule: messenger RNA, 1530 nt
Organism: Pestalotiopsis fici W106-1
Lineage: Eukaryota; Fungi; Ascomycota; Sordariomycetes; Amphisphaeriales; Sporocadaceae
Exons: 6
Coding region: 1-1530 (509 amino acids)
Biological process (GO): protein deubiquitination; ribophagy
Cellular component (GO): ribonucleoprotein complex; cytosol; Ubp3-Bre5 deubiquitination complex
Molecular function (GO): mRNA binding
Source: RefSeq, a predicted model, not a curated record